UGACGUCAGCGGAAAAGUGAAAACAAAAUUCUCUUACAAACAAAAAAUGGUUGAAGCCUUAUAAAGUAUAAAGUUAAUAAAAGAAUUCGGCAUACCACCAUAAUAUGUUCAGAAUAGUUCAUCUGGAUUUCCAAUUCCUGCUGAAGGACAAAAGUGAGACGUCCAUGUCUACAUAAGAACAAGUGUCAUGAUUGGCUGGGCUAUCAAAUUACUUUACAUAGUUUGUUGGUUUCAUGCAGCUCUUCAAAUGUGCCAGGAACCGAUACCAGCCAAUGAAGUGGAAGUGUUGGAGACUUACCAGGCAGGUCACAUUAUAUUUGUGAUGGACACGUCACCUUCUAAAACUGUGUGGUCAUUGGUGCUACUUGAUUCACAAAUGCCUGCAUCCAAGUUCAGUCUUCCACGUUAUUUUCAAAUUUCUAGUGUUAAUUCGAGUAAUACUUAUUGGCAAGUACGUCUAAAUCAAACUAUUGAUGUGGAGAAUAUUUUUCAUUUAACGGGAGUCGUGAUCCAUUCUAUUGAUGUGAAGCUCAGCUGUUUCGACACUACGACACAACAAUACGCUAACUACUCACGCUCUAUUAAAGUGAAACACGUGAGUGAGUUUCCUCCUCGGUUUGAACCAAAUAUUAAACUACAUAUUGCAGAGAAUGCCAACAUUGGACAGCCACUAGCUGACCUCAGGAUGUAUGUCAGUGAUGCUGAUGUGACAGAGAACUCAGAACAGAAAGACAUUCACAAAUGCAGACAAAACCAAUACACUGGCCAAGGGGCUUCUGGUCAUAAUAUUAUUGUGCCAAACGGUGAUUGUCUGAUUUUGCUAGAAGUACCGGUGGACUAUGAAAGAGGACCUCGACAAUACUAUAUAAAUGUUACAGUACAGGAUAAUGGAGGAUUGGAGGCCACAGCUAUUAUACAAAUCAUCAUAGACAAUGAAGAUGACGGCCCACCGGUUUUUGUUUGUGAUCAUUCUUGCAAUGGUUGCGGUAAUGGGCAUUAUGCUGCAUUUAUCACAUCUUUAACUACGGGAAUCAUCAGAAAUAUGUUACCCAACAAAAUGUCAGCAGUGGAUCCUGAUCAGGGAGUAGUACAAUACACAAUUAUUUCAAGUACACCAGUUGAAAGCACAUCCCAUGUCACUAUUAACUAUACUACAGGAGAAUUUAAUAUCGUCAUCCCAUUUAGUGACUUGACCAUCUCAACAGCAAUAUUCUUUAUCGAGAUAAGAAAUGAGCCGGUGUCACUACAGUCAAACAUGUUCAAGACUUCUCAAUUUUCUGUAGCCACCAUAGCUCUGAUAAUUUCACCACAUGAAACUGUCAUUCGCAAGGAACUAGGUUCAUAUGAAGCAUCAAUACCAGAGGCCACAACAUCAUUGUUCAUUGUCAUGGCAGUUCUUCUCUCAGCACUUAUUGCUUCGGCUUUGGCGUUCACUGGAUUUUUGUUGCAACUAAAACAUCCACAAAAGAUUUUCAGUGAAUAGGAAUAUGUCAAAGUGAAAGCUGGGAGCAAUCCAAGCAAUAAAAAAUUAAGCAUCAAAGCAUAGAAAAUUACAUUGUUUUUGUUUGUGAACAAACAAUCAAAUUUUAAUCAAUGAUGCUUAAAUGGAAUCACAAAAACAAAAACAAAAAUGCCCCGAAAUAAAAGAAGCCAAGUAAAUUACUAGUGAUGACCAGUUUUCAGAAAUAGAUUUUUAAAAUCGAUUUAAACUGGACUAAUGGUUAAACUCAAAGACCCUUCCUCAAAACAUAUAACAAAUCAAUUAUUUAGUAGGUGAAAGCCACAAAUAAACAUCUAUCUUUAUAAUUUGUUGCCUUGAGUGGUUGUGAAGGCUCGUUGGGGUUGGGUUGGAUCGCUGGCGAGCCACUCAGAACCCCUGUUUAGCGACACACUUUCUGCCUGCCGUAAUGUUCAAAAAAUACUUAAUUGUUUACACUUUCUAUCAAACUUUUCGCAUUUGAGCAAAACCCUUUUUGGCCUGUGUCUUCUAGUAAGUGAUUGUUUCAUUGAAAUGGCCCGUUUUAUAACGCCCUCCCAAAUACACUCACUUCUGACCAAUCAAUUCCAUAUCAUUUUUCUCUCCCCUACCUUUUUCAACCCGCCUCAGUUCAUGACCUCUAUGUCGAAGCUGCCGCUCAGUCACCAUUAAGAAACGUUGAAACAUUGAAUUUUUACAUUGGUUACAUCUAAUUGACACGACCCGCUUUAUAACACUACUCUUCCCAACCCUAUAAUUUUUAACUGUGAAAUCAAUUACCGGUAUCACUUAUUCCCUCUCCUUUCCUCGCUCUACGUCUUAGGAAAUAGUCUUACAUAGACUGUUCACCUUUAUAUUAAAAUAUUGCAAUGACUGAUGCUUUACAGCAUUAACCUUUGUAUUAUUGCACUCCAACAUUCACAUAGAAUUUUGGCCGAAUCCCCCCCCCCUCAAAAUUUCAACUCUCACAUUAUUUAAUUAUUGGCCCAUGAUUUACUGUUUAUUAUGUUGAAUUUUAUAUACACUGAACUGACUUUCUUCGGCUUCUUGAUUCAAUAUUUAAGUAUUUCAUCAGCACUGUGUUGUAUUUGGUCAUAUUUUUUCUUUUUUUGUUAUCACUCUGGCGUCGUAACGCUCUCUCACACAAAAGUUCUAAUUUUUUUUUACCUCCGACCUCAAGACACAAAAUAAUAGAGAUGUACAUUCAGUUCAUUUUGUUUUUAUACAUUUUUAGCGGCCCCCGUAAGGGGAAAAAGCCGCUAUUAGGUUUGUGCAAAAUGUCCGUCUGUCCGUCUGUCACACUCAGAUCUCGAAAACUAGAAGAGAUAUGAAAAAUAUUAUUUCAUCAUUAAAUGCGGAUUGAAAAGUUUAGGUGCAACGGCUACUUUUGGUUUUCUAAAAGCAAACCGUUUAAUUUAUAAAAUUAAUUAUGCAAGCGAUUUUUUCAUAAAAAUACACCAAUUCUAAAACAAUUACGUAAAUAUGAGGCAAUGUUACAAUAUGCAAACAAAGAUGGACGGCUCUUGUGUAUUUGCAGUAUCGCUAAGUCUAAUAUAUUUAUAAAAUGUACAAGAAAUGUUUACAACAAAUAUAAAUAAUAGUUAAAGGUGUUUUUUCUGGUCAACAAGCUGCUAUAAUUAAAAGAAAACAUUUCUGUUUGUUUAUAAAGGCUAAUAAUGCACUUUGUAUGUAAAUAUCUCGCACAUUUUUUAAAAUGGACUUUUUAUGCAGCGACUUUCAUGCAGUAGCGUAACGUCGCAACAUGUCCAGGUGCUAAACCAAUUCCUUAAACGUUUAAAAAAAAUCAGAUUUUAUUUAUUUUUUGUUUAGUGCCCCCAUCCGAAUAAAAGAAGUUUUUUUUUGUGUGUGUUUUGUCUGUUGCUCGGUCUGUCCAUCACGAUUAGAUUAACAAAUAACACUAAAGGCUAUUGUAAAUCUGAUUUAACCUUCUUUAAUUUUUCAUUCAAGAAUGUUGCAAUAGUUUUAAGUAUCUAUAAUAGAUUGUUCCGGAUGUUUUGUGAAAAACAAAUCAAUGCCAACGAAUAUUUGUUUGCUCUUCUAACUUAUAUUAGAUUUUAUUUCCAUGCUUAAACGUUGCAAUAAACACAUGAUCUUUAA
This is a messenger RNA of Biomphalaria glabrata, 3595 nucleotides long. RefSeq names its product protocadherin-23-like. The transcript has 12 exons. The record is from RefSeq and is a predicted model, not a curated record. Gene Ontology annotation, molecular function: calcium ion binding. The coding region runs from base 188 to 1483 and encodes 431 amino acids. Lineage: Eukaryota; Metazoa; Mollusca; Gastropoda; Planorbidae. Gene Ontology annotation, biological process: homophilic cell-cell adhesion. Gene Ontology annotation, cellular component: membrane.